UUUACACCAUACAGUACUCCGUACCUCGAUUCUUUACCUCUACAGCACUCAUUGGCGGGUUACUUGGCUGCUCAUACCAGGAGACAGCCAUCUCCUCACUUCAGCACCAGCAUCACAAAGCUUUUUCCUUAUCAACCCCGGUCGGCCCCCCUGAGUUGGUGAUAAGACAAACGGACUUUCCUUCUCCCGAUGCAUCCCUGUGGGCUGUAACGUCAUCUAGACGCAGCGCAGCGCCCUCUCUGAGUCAACUCUUUCCUUUACUUCUUCACAUUGUUGAUGACGGGACCGGAGAAGCCUUCUUGAAAUCAUCCAUUGGCCAGCCAUAUCGUUGUUGCACGAGAAAUAUCCCUGCAGAUCCAGCACUCGAUCCUAGAAUGGCUUCAGGGGAGUCAACCAGGUCCAGGGUCACCCCAUACCUGGUCUAUCUCGUGUUUAUCACGACUUUGGGACCGCUGCAAUUCGGCUAUCACCUUGCUGAACUGAAUGCACCCCAAGCCGUGAUUACUUGCGAGCAGAAGAGUAUCCAUGCCUCGACGAACGCGCCCUCACUUCCACAAUGCAUCCCUAUGAACCCUUCCCAGUUCGGUCUGGUAUCAUCAAUUUACACCCUUGGUGGUCUAAUUGGAGCUCUGCUGGCAGGACCAGUAUCCACCAAGCACGGUCGCUUAUUUGCUCUACGGGCCACGACUAUCUUUCAUAUCUUGGGCCCCAUCGCUGAGACCUUUGCAUCGAAUAUACCAUUGCUAAGUUUCGGCCGGCUCCUUUCGGGAGUCGGUUCCGGUGCUGCUAUCGUCGUCGGUCCAAUUUAUGUUUCCGAAAUAGCCCCUCCUGCUGCAAGGGGCUUCUUCGGCGCUUUCACACAAGUCAUGACGAACGUUGGGAUCCUGCUCACCCAGACUCUGGGGUACUUCCUGAGUUAUGGGAGCGUGUGGAGAACCAUUCUUGCGGCCGCCGGCUUUAUUGGGGCUCUGCAGCUUUUGGGUCUUUUUCUGGUUCCUGAGAGUCCUACCUGGCUUGCUGAGCAUCAGAAAGGCAGUUUGGCUCGAAAGGUACUCCAGCGCUUGCGCGGCAAAAAUGCCGAUAUUGAAGAGGAGGUCAAGAGCUGGUCCAACUCCUCCGUUGACGCUGCAGAUGACUCGGGAGAGGAGCAGUCGCUGCUCACACCACCAUCGAGCAACAUGCCUCCCAAACAACCGCCAGUGACCAUUCUUAGAGCUAUCACAGACUCCUCCUACCGACCAGCGAUCAUUGCCGUCGUUGGCGUGAUGAUUGCCCAACAAUUCACCGGGAUCAACAGCAUCAUUAUGUACAGUGUUUCUCUCUUGCAGAGCAUCCUGCCUACAACUGCAGCUCUUUUGGCAGUAGCCAUCUCAGCUAUAAACUUGGUCAUCACCCUUGCCUGUACUCCUCUGCCCGACAAGAUCGGCCGAAGAAAGUGUCUCUUGCUGAGCAUCAGCGGGAUGGGGAUCACCUCCUUGCUAUUGGCCGUGGGUAUCUACACCAGCCAGAAGGCCCUGUCUGCAGUUGCCGUGCUGUUGUUUGUGGCCUGUUUCGCUGUCGGCGUGGGCCCUGUGCCGUUCAUCCUUGCUUCUGAGCUGGUCGGUCAAGAAGCUGUGGGUGCUGCACAGAGCUGGGCCCUUGCGGCCAAUUGGGUUGCGACAUUCAUUGUGGCGCAAUUCUUCCCCGUCCUGAAUCAAGCUCUGGAUCGAGGCAGGAUAUACUGGGUCUUCGCAGCUAUGGCUCUUCUCUCCGGCGCGUUCAUUUACUGGCGAGUGCCUGAAACCAAGGGCAAAGCCAGCUCUGAUGAGGUUUGGGGUCGGGAUAAUCGACGAAGAAUGGACUAAACUCAAAUCGUAGCCGUAAUUGUUCUUUUUUGUUCUUGCACAAAUUCUUGGAAAGAGUCGAUGGUGUGAAACAGAUUAGGACCUGGAAAGUCGAGAUCCCCCAUCUACUUUUGCUGAGCUCCGAUACAUCUGUAGUGCAAUACGAAAUGACUUUCGAUAUAAAGAUGUCAACGCAGACUCUUGCAUACCGCCACAAAUUAUGUGUCACUCUUGGCACUAAGGGGUAAGCUAGGAUUGGAAAGGCGAUUGGUGAAGCCUGAUUGCGAUCAGCAUUACGACGGUCCAGCAGCUUCCUGCACAAUGGACUGUGCAUUGAUCUUGACCGGCGGAUGCUGAGAGCAUCAAAUCUGUCACAUUCAGCUGAGCCCCCUAUUUUCGGCUGGAUUUUGUUGGCCGCAGGAUGGCAUCCAGGCGGACCCCAAUCAUAUAUAUACGCGAAUGGGGGAGAUCACGUCUCAGGUUUGAAACACGAAAAAUUGAGAGGGCGGACAAUUCU
Aspergillus saccharolyticus JOP 1030-1 is the source of this 2340-nucleotide messenger RNA. Its product is annotated as putative MFS glucose transporter. Gene Ontology annotation, molecular function: hexose transmembrane transporter activity. Gene Ontology annotation, biological process: monosaccharide transmembrane transport. Gene Ontology annotation, cellular component: membrane. The transcript has 2 exons. Lineage: Eukaryota; Fungi; Ascomycota; Eurotiomycetes; Eurotiales; Aspergillaceae. The coding region runs from base 375 to 1844 and encodes 489 amino acids. The record is from RefSeq and is a predicted model, not a curated record.